Messenger RNA from Tribolium madens (black flour beetle), 616 nucleotides. RefSeq lists its product as uncharacterized. Gene Ontology annotation, biological process: spermatogenesis. The transcript has a single exon. NCBI's taxonomy places the organism in Eukaryota, Metazoa, Arthropoda, Insecta, Coleoptera, Tenebrionidae. Bases 89 to 532 code for a protein of 147 amino acids. The record is from RefSeq and is a predicted model, not a curated record.
UGAGUAUGAGUUCAGUGAGCCCACCUGUUUUGAAUUCCCUUGGUGCUUCCAUAACCUCAAAGAUUGACAGUGAUCAAAACAACAUAAAAUGGUUUCGUCAAAUUGGGGCUAUCCAGACCCGGAAAAAACAUCUGAAGACUUGUCCCCCAAUAAUGAAAUUAUCAUGGCUACUGACACAGAUACAGACGAAGAGGAAAAUCCAUAUAAUGACUAUCAACCACUUCCAACAAACGACGUCCCAGAGGUGGAAGGCUCAAAUAGCAGUGAUAAUGAAGAAGGAGCCGUAGCAAAUGUUGAUUCUUUGCCACCCAUCACACCCAUGGAAGAGACAUUAGUGAAAGAAGUGUGGACGGGACCUGCCCCAAAAGCAGUCGAUAUUGAAAUGGACAGCAAUAAAGUAAACGAAGUGAAACAAGCAAUGAUCAAUUUUGCUCUACCACCAAGCUCUAUACCAGAAUGGGCAAAUAACAUUCCAGAAGAGCAAUGGAAACAACAGCUAAUCAACAGGUUACAAAGCUUGCAGAAAAAAUAGUUGUUUUAUGUUGUAUGUGAUAUGAAGUAUUUAUUAUCAUUAUGUAUUAUUAUGAUAAACGUAAAUAGAAAAAGUAGAGUAAUA